AUGAAGAAUUUCUUAGGAAGCUGGGAGGUGUAUGACGCUUGGCGACGUCAUUGUUAUUGGGGACCAACCGGCUGCAAGAAUGAGGUCCCAGAUGGAAAUCCCGAAUGGUACUGGUCACUGCUCGAGUUUGGGGUGAAGCUUCGACGCCAUGCGCCCUAUUUUGUUCUCACUGUCGUUUUGCCUACGUUCCUCUCCUGUUUGCUGACGUUGGCCUCGUUUUGGAUCGACACCCCGUCGAUGGCUGUUGGAUUGAACGUGUUCAAUAUAUUGUUGCAAGGCCUUUUCGGAUGGGAUUUGAUUCGCGAGUUGCCACCUGGUUCGGGAAGUGUGCCGAAAAUCGUUUCCCUCUACGGAUUGAAUCUCUCGCUGACGGCGAUCGCUUUCACUUUGCACGUUUUCAUGCAAUAUUUCGAAUUCAUUUUGCCAAAAGAGUUCACCAUUCCAUUGCCAAAGAUUGGUGAAUCUCUCACAAAACUCUCACAAUAUCAACUCUUUAAGUCAAAAGGGCUUACCUUUGACCCACAAACUCUCCUCCAAAACGAGAACUUUGACGAGACGAUGUAUAGCUAUGAUCAAUCGUUGCCAAAAGUCUCUUCAGGGAUCUCGCUUGGUUCCGGAUCGGUGCUUUCAAAUGAAAAUCCACAAAUGAACUCGCUUGGAUCAGCGGAUGGUUUGGUGGAUUUGGGUGAUGAUGGGAAUGGAGGACAGAGUGUAGAAGAAAGAGAACAACCAAAUGGACAAGUUGAAACAGUGAUGACAAUUGUUGGAAACGAAUCGAUCGCUGUUGACACUAGCUCCCCACUCACUCAACAAAUCUUCCUCAUUCGACGCACCGUUUUCUGUUUGAUGGCCAUUAUUUAUGGGAUUGCUUUCCCAAUUUGUACAAUUAAUUGGUUU
Molecule: messenger RNA, 897 nt
Organism: Mesorhabditis belari
Lineage: Eukaryota; Metazoa; Nematoda; Chromadorea; Rhabditida; Rhabditidae
Source: the annotation of a GenBank genome assembly